Drosophila guanche is the source of this 11579-nucleotide messenger RNA. It is a transcript of the gene dikar, whose product is annotated as PHD finger protein rhinoceros. The transcript has 11 exons. Lineage: Eukaryota; Metazoa; Arthropoda; Insecta; Diptera; Drosophilidae. Gene Ontology annotation, cellular component: CERF complex. Gene Ontology annotation, biological process: chromatin remodeling. The record is from RefSeq and is a predicted model, not a curated record. Gene Ontology annotation, molecular function: protein binding.
CGCCUCCAGCAAGAAGAAGAAGAAAGCAGGCAGCAGUUGUAGCGCAAAAGAGGAAAAUAGAAAUUAUCUGCGCCGCCUUUGGCCUACUGCAAAUCGAAUCAACGGGAUUGAAAAAAUCCUGCCCGAAUCGAGUAACCAAAGAGCUUCGUAUUGGAGGCCCUCGAGGGAUUUAUUUAUGUUAUUUAAACAUCUCGCAGUGAAGCAACGUUUCUAAUAAGCAAGCAUAUAUAAAUGGUUUCUACUUUCAUUGGCCUAUUGGACAUUCAAUCAUGGUGGGAGAUACCGUGUAUUUCGCAUUUCUGUUCAUUGUUUAGUUCCGCCUUCGAAUUACCCGAUAUAGACAUCGAGGACCUCGAGUCGGCGCUGCUCUCCGAUGGUACCAGCGAUGAGGAUCAGGUUGCCCUAGUGCCCGAAUUGAUUGUGCGCCUCCUCAAGGGCUGCGAUGCGCUCCAAUCGGUAGCGAAGGAGAUCACACACAGCAACUAUCAGAUGUUCUUGCGCCGCCUGUUGCGCCAACAGUGUCGUCUGCAUCAAACAGAGAAUCCCUUCGACACGGACAUUGACUUUCAAUCGCUGCCACCGCGCAAGCGCCUACACAUUCUGCACGAUCUGUGUCACUUUCGCCUGGAAUCUGCCGAUGUGCAGGUCAUACUCAGCAAUCUAGAGGCGGACAGCCUGCGCGUAGAGCCACUCGGCCACGACUCUAAAAAUUCCGGUUAUUGGUAUUUCUACGGCACUCGUUUGUAUCGCGAGGAUAAGGCCGUUGGCGGGGCCGCCGCAGCAUCGGCUGGCGGUGCAGGCAGCAACUGCAACACCGUGUGGCAGGUCAUCUGCUUCACUGAGGAGGACUGGCAGAACUUGGCGGCCAAAUUCAAGACCUCAAAGAAUGCCAAAGAGCGUGACCUCUUCCAAAUACUCAACAAGAACUUUCUGCCCAAGCUGCCGCAGCUUUUCCGCGAGCGUGAACGUCUAAGGAGAAGAAAACUCUUACAAGUGCGAAAUUCGAGUCGCAUUCGCAGCAUUGCUGAGCUGAAAGCUCGCCAGGAGGAGGAGCGUCUGGAGCGGGAGCGCGAGCUCGAAAGGGAACGCCAGCGAAACGAGCGCGAGCAGAGAGAGCGAGAGUACAGAGAGCGGCAGAGCGCACAGUGGGUGGCACCGUCAGCCCAGAACCAGAACCAGCGCACACGUAGACGCUCUCAAUCAACAUCGACUGCCAGCGGUAUUUCCACAUACGCAAGCUCCUUCCGACGUACCACAACCACUAAUUCGAGCGAAUUUCUGUGCCACAGGGAAACCUUCUGCCUAUCGCCAGAAAGUGACGAGGACACUGAUACCGAGGAGGAGGACGAAGACGACGCCAAAACAAACGAAGCGGAACAGUCAUCGUCGCCGACAGAACAGCAAGAGCAAGAGACUCAAUUAAUUGCUGCCUCAGCAUCAGUAGCGGCAGUAGCAACAGCAGACACCGAUUUUCGUACGCCUCAAACACCGCCACCGUCAGAAUCGCAAACGCCAGCGGAAUCAAAGAGCAAGAGCCAUCAUCGUCAUCAGCACCAUCAUCAUCAUCAUCACCACAAGAAGAAAAAGUCGGGCAAGAAGCAGAAGAAGCGUUCGCGUGAGCAUCGACACCAUCGGAGGCGUCACAAGCAUGCCUCAGAGCCAGAGGCAGAUCAAGAAGACGACAACAACAACCAGCAGCUGCAACAGCAUCAUCAGCAAAGCGAGAACAGCAGCAGCAGCAACAGUGGGCCGCAUAAGCGACGUCGUCGUCAGCAGCAGCAGCAACAGCAGAGGGAACAGCGCACAGACGCUUCAGAGGAGCUACCGCAUGCAACAUCUCUGAGUCCCGAGGACAAGGAGAACUUUUGUCGGCAGCUUCAGCUCUUGGACUCGAAUUCGGCGGCGAUUGCCGUGGCCACAAGCAUCGCAGACCUGAGCAUACCCUCGCCAGUGGCACAUGAGAGCGACGUGGAGCAGCAGGAGGCGCAACCGCAGCAGCAGCAACCAGCAGAGUCCCCAGCUCGACCACGACAGACGACGGCCGCCGCAAAGCGCGCGCAACGGCAAAUGGCGCCGGCGGCGAAUGUAAAGCUGCCAGGCCGGCAAACCAACAAUUCGCUCAGUUCGCUGACUGGCAACAUUUUCAUACCAGGCAGCACUAGCACACAACAACAACAGCCGCAGCAGACGCAAUCGCAGCAGCCACAGCAACAGCAAUCGCAGAGCAGCAGUAGCAACAGCAGCAUAUCCGGCGCCUCGGGAUCUGCCAGCACUGUGCGCUCGAAGAAGCAAAAGGAUGUGCUAAAUAAUAGCUCGACGGACAAAGAGACGACGACGACGACGACGACGACGACGGGCAACAAGAGCAAGAAGUCAACACCUUCAUCGGCCUCAUCAUCGUCCAGCAAGGCGGAGCGGCACAGUGGUGCCUUCUCGGACAAGAGUGGCGAUGACCAUGUAAAUAGUAGCAAGCGUAGCACCACCAAAACCACCAUCACAGCCACCACAACCACCACCACCAACAACAACAACAAUAGCAGCAGCCUUAACAACAACAACAAUCAUAAGCAGCACCACAAUCAUAAUGGAAAGAAUAAUAAUAAUCACACGACGGCUACAGCAGGAGGAGGCAUAGGAGUAGGAUCAUCGUAUGGAACCCAUAAUAACCACCAAAAUAACAAUCACACAAACAAAAAUACAAACACAACCACCUCUGUUACAUCCCACUAUCAGUACCCCCCGUACCAUCAGACAACCACUAAUCAUAGUAAUAAACACAAAUCCAAGACGCACCACCAACACCACCAUCACAGCCAUCACACCCUAACAAUACAUCCAUUCUCCUCAAUUACAAACCACACAACAACAACAACAAAAUCAAACAUCAACUCAACGUACAACUCCUCCAAUCAUGCGAAUAUUCUUAGCUUCACCGAAACGGAGGAAGUGCUACAAAUUGGAAUGCACAAGGUGCUCGUCUACGUGAAGAAUCAUCGGGAUGCAUGGCCAUUUAUGGAUCCCGUCGAGGAGGACAUUGCACCGCGGUAUUACUCCAUUAUUAGGAGACCAAUGGAUCUGUUGAAAAUGGAGGAUAAACUGGACAGCGGAGAGUAUCACAAAUUUGGUGAAUUUCGUAAUGAUUUUCGCUUGAUUGUUAACAAUUGUCGCCUGUACAAUGGUCACAAUAAUGAAUACACGGAAAUGGUGAACAAUCUGCAGGAUGCCUUUGAGAAGGCCACCAAAAAGUACUUUGAUAAUCUGUCGGACGAUGAGGAUGAUGACCCAAAUCUAAGCUAUCCCGCUGCCGAUUCCAAGAUGAAUGUUUUCCGCGAAAAGUACUUCAGCAAGAAGGCCAAGGAGGAGGAGGGCAAGGAUGCGGCUGGUAAUGCUUUGCAUGCGGACAGCAGCGCCGAGGAGGAGCAGCCGCCCAGCGCCAUGGAAGAACCAUUGUCGGAGACUGCAGCGGCGGCCACUGCACAGCGGGCCCAAAAGCGCAAGCGCAAGGAGAAGGAUAAGCGGCGCAAAAAGAAGACCAAAACCAAGUCAGAUCGCAGCGGUGGCCAUCUGGAGGAUCUGGACACGGACGAAGAGGAGUUUGAGCCCGAAAGAGAAGCAACGCCGCCACCGCCGCAGCUGCCGCCACCAGCACCACCUCCAGCCACAACCAAAAAGAGCAAAGCUGGCAAAGUAAUCAAAGAAAAGGUGAAGGAAAAGGACAAAGAAAAGGACAAGGAAAAGGAAAAGGAGUAUUCAGCUGCCGUCAAGCGCGGACGAAAGGGCAAAGGCGAAAAGACCGCAGCAAAGUCGGGCGGCAAGACACAGCAAAAGACCAAAAAGGGUGGCAAAAAGUCGGCACCCGAAACGGAGUCGGACCUAAGUGAUCCACGCGAGGACGAGGACGAGGACUCCAGCGAUGACGAGCAGUUGGCCCUGGCCAAGGCCAAGUCCCUGAUGAAGCCCUCCGCACGCACGAUAGCCGCACAAAAAAAUAAAUCUGUGCCGGCCGAGUCCAAGGUGAAGACACCAACGCCGGGAAAGCGUCAGCUAAAGGGCAAGAAGGGUGGCAGAAAGUCUACGGCUAAGGAGGAGGACGGGACGGAUUUGGACAGCGAUCAUUCGGAUGUGAAUGCAAAGAAGCAACUGCUGCCACCCACAGCAGCCGCAGCGCUCGCGGAGUCGGCCGCAGAGUUGGAGGAGGAUGAGGAUGAGGAUGAGGACGAUGAUGAUGACGAUGACGAGGCUGAUGAGGAUGGAUCGAGAUCGCGCAGCAUGUCACCCUUUAAGGUUGAUCUCCAUAAAAAAUACUCGAAAAGUGCCCUUAACGAUGAUCUCUCCGAGCUGCUGACGACGGUGAAAAAAGUACCUACCGCAGAGACCACGAAACUCAGUGCCAAGCACGAGGACGAGCAUGAGGAGGAGCAGCAGCAGCAGCAGCAGCGGAGCCAACCACGACGAGUGUCCUUGAGUAGAAGUCGUUCGAGCUCCACAGAACUUCGCCCUUCACCGGUGGCCACCACUAAGAAAGGGAAGAAGGCAGCGGGAGAGAGCAGUUCUCCAGCCAAAAAGGACAAGGAAAAGGAUAAGAAGGGCAAGGAUAAGGAGAAAGAUAAAGAUAAAGGACGCAGUGGGAAACACAAGAGCAAAAUAAGCAAAGAAGAGUCGGCCGCUGCGGCUGCUGCCGCUGCAGAGCAAGCGGAAUUGGAGAUGCUUCUGCCCUUCAUGGACAAGUACGAUGUGAUCAAGUAUCGACGCAGUCGCGCGGCACAAAGUGGCUCUUCCGCCUCCAAUUCGAUUGCGCCCAGCGAGGACUCCAAAUCGGCCAGCACCAAGGGCAGUCGCGAGAGCAAGAAGGCCGCCUCCAAGCGUGAAAAGUCACCAGAAGCGCCAGUGGAGCACAAGCGUGGUCGCAAGAGCAAAGAGCAGAAGCGUGCCAAGGAUGCCGAGAAGCUGGAGAAAACCGAGAAAUUAGAGAAGAGCUCGUCAAAGCCAGCCAACAAGGCGGUUGAGACGGAGAAGCAUGGGGAAAAGUCAAAGAAAGCAGAGAUACCAAAAAGCACAGCGGAGAAACCGGCACCCAAAGAAAAGUCACCACCAGCACCGGCCAAAGCGUUAACGACAGCCGCCGUAAAGCCUUCAACCUCCAAGGCAUCGACAGCAAAAGCGUCGCCCCCAAAGGCGGCAGCUACAAAGGCAGCAGCUCCACCCAAAGCGACAGCCACGGCGACCAAAUCGGAGGCAACAAAGGAGCCUCCCGCCUGCAGCAGCAGCACGGUUGCAGCUGCAGCGUCUACAGCUUUUGUUGCCACUCCAGCUGCUGCUGCAGCGAGUUCCAAAGUGAAGGAAUCACCAGCUAAAGCAGCGGCCAAGAAGCGUGCGGCCAAGGAAAUGCCACCACCACCAAAGCCAGCAGAUAAACCCAACGAGAAGGGCGCCAGAAAGGGUGCGAACAAAAAGGGCGUGCAAAAGGGCGGCGGACCAACGACAAAUAACACCACGAACCUCGAAGCUCUAGAUGUUGAGACAGAGCAGACCCUCAAGGACAUCAAUCGCUGGCUGGAGCACACGCCACAAUUUACGGCGGAGUUUAGUUCCGCCAGCAAUUCCCCCAACUCGCGUUACAAUCUGUUGGAUGACUUUGACUCUGCGCUGGGUGCCAGCAAGCUGGAGGCAGCGGACUUUCGACGACCGGUGGCCCUAGCGGCGCCCAAGGUGGAGCUGGUGCCCAACAAACUGGCCGAAGCGUUGAACGAUUUGGUGGCCGAUGGUCCGCCCAAGGAGGGAGCCAAAUCCGAAUCGGAAUCGGCAGCGCCCACGGCCAGCAGUGUGAGCAGCAGCUGUGGCACACCGCCGCAUUCGAUGCACUCGAGCAACUCCAUUGGCAGCACCUCAGCGACAGCUGCCUCCAGUUCGAAUUGCUCCAACACCUCGAUGCCCACACCGCUGCCGGUGGCUGUGACGCCCACACCUACAACGCCCACGCCACCGCCAGUGCUGCCAGUACCGAAACCCAAGGAGCCGUCGACGACGCAGCUGCUGUUGAAUCCUCCACCGCCGCCACACAUCAAGCAGCAGCUGGCCAAGGAGGCAAAGCGGAAGAACCUCAAGGAGAAGCAGGCGGCCACGGCACAGGCGCAGCAGGUGAAGGCCAAGGGGAAUGUGAUGCGAACGAUUGAGCGGCUGCAGCCGGGCAAGGCCAAGGGAAAUCUCAUCCAGAAUGUGGCCGCAGGCAAGGCAGAGGAGAGCGCAGACACCACACUCAAUCAGGUGGCCACCAAGACCAAGGAAGUGAAGAAUGCACUCACCACAGAGACCACCGAUGGGGCACCGAAACUGAGUCUGGGCACUGUGAUCAAAACUCAAGACUUUACGCUGGGUAAGACGUUCGAUGAGCUGGCGGGUGCGGGCAAGAAGCCAACGGAUGAGGAUGACUGCAGUCCCAACGAGGAGAGCAAAUCAAAUGAGUCGUCGGUGAGCCCCAAGACCCCGAGCAAGGAUUCCCCACCCAAGCCUUUUGAGGCGCUGCUGGAGCUGAGCAAAUCGGCCAAGGGAUCCACGGAGGCAUCCAGCAAGGCGGCUGAGGCAGCUGGGCAGAAAGAGAAGCCGAAUUGGAGCGCCUGGCUAAAGGCUUUUGGCGGUCCAAAGGUGAGCAAAAAGUCCGACGAAGAGGAGAAGCAACAGACGACCGGUUCGGGCGGGGAUUUGUCUGGCGAGUCGAACAAAGUGCCGCCACCAGAGCACUCGCCGGCGGGUGAUAACUUCUCGCUGCCGACGGUGAUGCGUCAGAGGAAGCCCAGCACAGGCAGCACCAACUCCGAGAGAAGUUCCUUCAGCCAGGAUCCAGACUCGCCGCGCAUAGCCAUCGAUGAGCGUUACGGGGCGUAUGCCGCGGGCUCCUACACCUCGCCCAUAGGCGCCUCACCGAUUGGUGCCUCCCCGAUUAUGGUGUCGCCAAAGCCCAACGAUGAAAUGGGCAAGCCAGCGUCGCCCUACCCGCUUAAUGGAGCGAUCAAGGUGGGCUUCUAUCAGGACACCACCACCAAGAGCAGUCCCGACAAGAGCUGCAGUCCGCGUGAGAUGAACUCACCCUAUCCGCAGUACUCGCAGCACAUUUACUCCUCCGCCUCAUCGCCAAAUGUCUCUACGCCGGAUAUGAGCGGCACAUCGCCGUAUGGCGGCGGUAAUAGCUAUAAUCCCUCGGGUUCGGAGGCCUCCAAGACGCCAGCGUAUUCGUCCACAUCUCCGCUGCCCAUCUACGAUCAGUACAAGCAGCCGCGCUCCCAGGAAUCUGAUUACAAUUCCUCCAUGAGUCCGAGCACACCGAAUCCCCAUUCGCCCUAUCAGCAGCCACAAAGUUCGCCCUACACGACGCCCCAGCAGACGCAACCGUCGCCGUAUCAUGGCCAAUCGCCGUACCAUCAGCAGCAGCACUCACCAUAUCAUCCGCAGGCGGAACAACAGCAGCAGCGCGGCGGCGGCGGUGGCUCACAAUCCUCACACAGUCCGGCGGCGCACCAGCAGGCGCACAGUCCGAUGCAAGGCAGCGUGGGAUCGCCUGCAUCCUCAGCAGCCACACAACCGCCAACGCCGCUGGCCCAGUCUCCGGCAGAGCAGCAACAUUCGCCGUAUCAGCAGCCAGUGCUGUCGCCCUACCAGCAGCAGCAGCAGCAACAGGUGGUGCAACCUCCUGUGAUUGGUGCGGCACCAGCGGUACAGCCAACCACCAGCGCUGUGGCACCAACAGCUCUUGGCAACAAUGGCUAUGGCUCCGGGUUAGAUGGCUAUCAGCAACAGCAGCAAAGAUCGUUGUAUAAUCCGGCAACGUUGAUCAAUCCACUGCCCACUGCGGCGGCAGCUGUGUCCUCGGCGGCUGCCUCCAUAACGAAACCGAACAAUGAAUGGAGUCUGAAUCGCAGUCUGUUGCCGCCGAGCAUUACCAACAACGUGAAUCAGCAGGCAACGCAACAGCAGCAGCAGCAGCAGCAACAGUUGCAGGCAGCGGCGCAACAACAAGUCUUAGGGCUGCAACAGCAAAUGAAACCCAAAUAUCCAACGUACGCGCAGUAUCAAUCCACCAAUGCGGCAGCCAGUGCAGCAGCAGCAGCCGAUGCAGUGGACAAGCAGCAGCAACAACAGCAGCAGCAGCAGCAACAGAAAAUUGUGCCCCCUACUUAUGGCAGCGACAUGGCCACAUUUAUGCAACAAAUUCAGCAGCCGCCGAAGACGGAGACGCUGAUCAAUCCGCUUAAGAGACCCGGCGAGGAGCUGGGCAUGGAUUUCAGUGGAAAUGCAGCAAGUAAAAUGCCGAAAAUAGACGAUACUGCGCCACAGCAGCAACAGCAGACGCCAGCACAGAUGCAGCAAGCGCCAGCACAAAUGCAGCAACAGCAGACGCCGCCACAGAUGCAACAGCAACAGGUGCCAAACCACACGCAAUCUCACUUGACCAAGCAGCAGCAAAUGUUCAACAGUUUCCUGGGUACCGUCACAUUUGGCAAGCCGUUGGGCAACAUUGCGCCAGAUAAGGCAUUUGAGAUGUACAAUCGAGCGGCAGCCAUGGGUUUCCCCAAGGAUUUUGGCAAGGACAACAGUUGCCAGCUGCAGCAGCAGCAGCAACAACAACAACAACAGCAGCAGCAACAAGCAACGCAACAGGCGAGCGGCAACAAGCAGCAAACGAAUCAGCAACAAACGCAGCAGCCACACUUGACACAGCUGCAAACGCCGCAUAAUCAAAAUUACCAGCAACAACAGCAGCAGCAGGCUCAAAAGUUGCCACUGCAACAACAGGAACAGCAGCAACAGCAGCAGCAACACAACUACCAGCAGCAGCAGCAAUCGCAAUUAAAUCAUAAUUAUACGACACAGCACCAGCAGCAGGCGACGACGGAUAAGCCGCCAGUCACACAGGCCGCAGGAGCAGUCGUCAGCGAUGCGAGCAACAUGAUGCAUCUACCCUCGACCGCGCACCAGCAUCAUCUCAGCCAGACGCACCAUUUGGCGGCAUACAACAAGCCGACACCGCCGCCACCGCAGACCUACAACAAUCCGCUGAUGCACAGCCUCACCGAGUCGAUGCUGGGCUAUCCCGGAAACUACUUUGACAAGGCCAUGCCGCCGGCGGCUCACAUGUUCAGUGCCUCGAGUGCAGCGGCCACAGCGUAUGGCAAUCCAGCACAGCAACUGCCCGGGAACUAUGUGCCCGGCAGCAACAAUCCCGCGCAACAGCAACAGCAGCAUCAGGCUCCUGUGGUAGCAGCACCUCCCCCAGAGGUCAAGGCACCAGCAAAGCGUGGCAGGAAGAAGAAGGCAGCCACCAUUGCUGCGGAGGCAGCGGCUGCGGCAGCUAAACAACAGCAGCAGCAGCAGCAACAGGCGCAACAGCAACAAGUGCAGCAGCAGCAACAGGCGGCUGCCGCACAGCAGGCGGCAGCGCAGCAGCAAGCGCAACAACAGGCAGCGGCGGCGGCGGCGGCGCAGCAACACCAGCAGACAAUGGCGCAAUACAACAUGCCACAGGGAUUCCAGCUCUAUGCUGGACUCAAAUCGGGCGGCGUCUCCUCGUCGGCCACUAGUGCGGCGGCCACGCCCACAACCGGAGGAGCGAAUGGCAGCAAUCAAACGGCAGCAGAUGCCGCGGCAAUAUCCCUCAAAACCUCCACAGGUGGCAUGGUGCCGGGCAGUGCCUUUAACUUUGCGCCCACACCCGGAGCACUCGGCCUGUACGGCGAUCAGUCGGCGGCUGCGGCUGCCAGCAGCUACUUGGAUCAGUUCCGGGAUGCCACCAAUCCCUACUACAUGCCACCGGCACCAGCGCACCAGCUACCAGCGGUAGCCAAUGCGGCUGGGAAUGGAGCGGACAAGACACAGAAUCCACUGAACACGGCAGCCGGAUCGUAUCCCUUCCUGGCGGCCGCACAUCCAUCCACCCGAGCGGCGGCCGCAGCGGCGGCAUAUCCCUUCCCGGAUCCAAAUUCUCAGCUGUAUCAGCAGUAUCUGCGGCGCGAUGACUUCCACACGCGAAUGAUCUUCAACCAGAGCCUGCUGGGGGGACCAGCGGCGGCGGCAGCAGCGGCCGGUUAUGGCCAACCGCCACCACCGCCAUCCGCCUAUCGAUCCGCAACACUGGGCAUGCCCAAGCCGUAUGACAUUAACAGGCAGUCAUGGUUUUAGCAGUACGCCAGUGCCGCCAACGUGGAUCUCCAAGGGGACGACAUAACGGGGGCGGCAACUGGAUCAGCAACAGCGGCAGCAACGGCCACAGGAGCUGCCACAUCAGCGGCAGCCACAGGAGCCACACAGCUAUGAGAUUGCAAAUAGAUUUAACAGCAGGGCAGAACGGUUUCAACCAGGCCAGAGAGAUUUUAUUGUGUGGUGUCGAAAGAGGUCCUGGGGCGUAAUUGUUUCUAAAUGAUAUUGUUUAAUAUUUAAGACUCGAAUUUCCUGUGUCCUUAUUUUCACGAUACCCCCCGUCUCCUUUCCCUAUCCUUUGUGCAAUUUUUCCUUCAAUUUUGACUGCAGUUGCGCCCCUUGGACCAAAUCGAAGUGAAGCGAAGCGAACCCUUGCGCCCCCAAUUAGCCAGUUAGUUGGUCUUUUUAGUUAGUAUUUAGUACUAGUUCUAAGCCUUUACUUUAUGACAAUUAACUCGUACUAGGCGUAGCUCUAAUUAGGCCUCUAAUUUUGAUUUAAUUAAACUUAAUUUGUUUUUAAUAAUUAACAAAACAAAAUGAUGAAAGAACCAAGCGAAGCAGGAGGAGAAUAGAAAUUCAAAGAAUACCCCGACUAUAAUUAGUUUUUAGUUUAUUUCCACAGAAUUUACAAAUUAGAACGUGUAAAUUAUGAAUAUUAUUAUUGAUUACGUAACUAUCUACUAUUACAAUGACUAUUAUCGAAGCAGAAAAGGAAGGCAGGGUGAUCGAGCAGCAUGCCGGCAAUUUGUUGAAAUAUUUAUUAAACGUAAAACUAAGCAAAGAGCAGCAGGCACACAAAACCGAACUACUAUCUAUCAUAAAGGACACACACACACUUUUAGUUUGUAGAAAGCCAAGCAAAAAUUGUAUAAACUUUUGUUAAAUAUGCUAAGUAAGCUCUUAAGCAAACGCCCAAAAACACAAAUAAACCAAUUACAAAACAGAGCAUGCUCCCAUCUAACAUAUUGUGCAACAUUCCGCCACAAAGAAAGGAAAACCCUCAGCACUUACACGCCCUCCACCCCUCCCACAAAAAAAAUAAAUAUUUAGAAAUACUCUCGACCAUUUUUGCUGUACAUAAAAACUGGUAAAACAAACACAUCUCAAAAUUGUAGCUUUAAACGGUGUAAAAAAACAUUAAUUGAUUCGAAAUUAGAUGGAAAAAUUUAUGAAAAAUGGAAAAGUGUCUUAGUCGCUAUUAAAAAUUAGAGAGGGAAAAAUUCACAAGAAAAUAGAGUCAAGAGAGAGAGUUAAAAUAAAUAUAAAUAUAAAAUAUAUAUAGAGUCCCCUGCCCGGCCCUCUACCCGUAAUCGAUUAAGUUGUUAAAGCUUUCGUUUUUCGCAGUUAAAUUUUAAAUUUUCAUUAUGAAUACACAAAAAAUAGUUUAUAAA